AAAGAAAAGAGUGAUGGCUAUAGGCAUUAUAGCUCAAAUAACAAUAACAUUCCUUACAAAUACAAAUAUAUGUUCCACCUUACAUAUGAUAUGAAAAUAUGAGUAAUAUUUGACAGGUCCCCACUGAUUCUGUUUUGACACCCACACCUAUUCUUCUUCCUUUCUCCAAAAGACACCAGUCAACCACAAAGUUAAACAAUAGAAACAAAACCCCCACACCACUUCCACUUGUUGCACAAUUUUUUUUGGCUCAAAAGACUUUUCAAUUGCAACAACAACAACUUAAUUUUCAAGUUUUUGCCAAUUUCACUUUGUCAAUUACACAAAUAUUUGAAACAUGAGAAUAUAAAAAAGGUACCAAUUUUUAAUUUCACCAUAUUCUCUCCUCUUUCCCAAGAUGGAAUUCAUGGAACCACAUAGAAAAAAACUAGGAGAUGCUUCAAACCACCAUCAAGACAACCAAGAAGAAACACCUUCUUCUUUACAAUUAAUUUCACCUCAUCAAAGUCAACGUGACCCUUCUACCCCUGGGUCCAACCAUCCCCAUGGCCCUUUCAUGGGCUCCAUUUCCAUGCAAUCAAUUUCUCCUACUUCCACCAAUUCCUCAACCCCUAACAACAACACUAUAUCUACUCUAAAGGUAGCUAAAAAACCUUCUAAAGACCGUCAUUCUAAGGUGGACGGUCGUGGGCGGCGCAUACGCAUGCCUGCUUUAUGCGCCGCCAGGGUUUUUCAACUCACUAGAGAAUUGGGUCAUAAAUCUGACGGAGAAACCAUUGAGUGGCUAUUGCAACAAGCGGAACCGGCAAUUAUUGCUACCACCGGAACUGGUACAAUUCCGGCUAAUUUCUCAACUCUUAACGUUUCUACACGUAGCAGCGGUACAACAAUUUCAGCUCCGCCGUCAAAAUCUGCACCUCUUUUCAUCCACGGCGCCUCCGCCUCCGCCUCAGCCGCUAUGUUAGGGUUCCACCACCAUCUAUCCACUGCCAACACCGGUUUUAUCCAAGACCCAGAUGAAAAUUACAUGAAAAAACGGUUCAGAGAAGAUACUACUACCAGUGGUGCUACCUCCCCUUCAGCUGAUAAACCCGGUUCAGAUUCUUCAAAACCCGGUUCGAGUUUAAUCCCGGGUCAAGCUAUGUGGGCGGUUGCACCAGCUGGUGGGAACGUUGGUAACGGGUUCUGGAUGUUACCAGUAAGUGGAGGCACCGGUUCAACGACGGUUUCAGUUGGAGCGGGUCAAUCGGACCACCAAUUGUGGCAGUACAAGAGUUCAAGAAUUGGUGGGUUGGAGUUUCCCGGUGGAGGACGGUUCAGUCCGGUUCAGUUAGGUUCAAUGGUUUUGCAGCAGUCACAUCCGGUUCAACAAUUGGGGUCAAAUAUGGGAAUGUUGAAUGCAUAUAAUAAUAAUAAUAACAGUAGAGUUGAUUUGGGUAUGAAUUUGGAGCAUCAUCAUAAUCAAACGCAGCAUCAAGAUAGUGAUAGUGGUGAUGAAAAUCACAAUGAUUCCCAAUCAUAGUUUACAAAUCUCGAUGCAAAAGUUACCAUUUUCUUGUGUUUGAUGAAUUUUUUAGUGUCAAGAUUGUGUUCAUUGUAAUUUUCAUUGCAAGUGUUUUUUUAUUUGGAUUGAAGGAUUUUGCCUUUAUUAUAA
This is a messenger RNA of Solanum pennellii, 1654 nucleotides long. Its product is annotated as transcription factor TCP23-like. The record is from RefSeq and is a predicted model, not a curated record. Gene Ontology annotation, cellular component: nucleus. Gene Ontology annotation, molecular function: sequence-specific DNA binding; DNA-binding transcription factor activity. The transcript has a single exon. Bases 398 to 1522 code for a protein of 374 amino acids. Lineage: Eukaryota; Viridiplantae; Streptophyta; Magnoliopsida; Solanales; Solanaceae.